AAUUGACAUGGCAUUAAAAACUUGGUGCAUGAAGAAAGGGUUCUCCUAUUCUUGUCUAUUUACAAUUAGGAGACACCUGUUCUCAGCUCAAACAAUCCAGAAACAUUAUCAGUCAAAGUCCAAAAUAUGUUGUCAUACAAAAAUUCUCAGUGGAAAACUGAAUCUCCAGAUUAUCAGCCACAAUGGAAUCUGCUCAGAUUCUGAUGUUCAAAAUAUAUCAGACAAUAGUGUUGAAGAUUUAUGUGACAGUCGAAGUCCUAAAUCUGUUGAAGACUCAUCAGAGGAGGCUAAACAUAUACCAGUGAUGGUUAAGAAGGUUAUUGAAGUUCUGAAUCCUGGACAAGGAGAGUUAUUUAUCGACAUGACCUUUGGAGCUGGGGGACAUACAAAGGCUAUUUUGACAGAGAACCCUGAAGCCCGAGUGGUAUGUGUGGACAGAGACCCCGUGGCCUUCAGCUAUGCUCAGGAACUGGCCAAAUCUUACAAGCCAGGUCAGGUGCUACCUUCUUUGGGAAAGUUCUCUGAGGUACCACAAAUACUUUACCAACUCGGAAUAACCCCUGGAUCAGUGGAUGGGAUUCUCUUUGAUGUGGGGGCUUCCUCCAUGCAGUACGACCAAAGUAGUCGAGGGUUUUCCCUCAGCAGAGAUAGCCCACUGGAUAUGAGGAUGGAUCAAGGAAGAGAUCCAGAUGGUAUAACUGCAAUGGAUGUGGUCAAUCACCUCUCUGUGCAGGAACUGAGAGACAUUAUAAAGAAAUACGGAGAGGACUACAUGGCUAAUCAAAUCGCCUAUGCCAUUGUAGAGGCCCGCUAUGUCAUGGGAAAAAUAACUACCACCAAACAGCUGGCAGAAAUCAUUGAAAAUGUUUUUGAAGAGAAAAUCAUGAGGGACAAAUUAAAUCGGAAGAGCCAUGUUGCCACUCGGACAUUUCAAGCUUUAAGGAUUUUUGUUAAUAAUGAAUUAAAUGAAAUCAACAAUGGAUUAGAAAUAGCAUAUCACUAUCUAAAACCAGGAGGUGUUUGUGUUGGAAUUUCAUUUCACUCUCUAGAAGAUCGCAUCUUCAAGAGGCAUUUCCACGGCAUUGAGAUGGAUGAGGCUAAAAACUUGUCAGUGAAGCAGAAAUCACGGAUGAUGAGAGACCACCACCAGAAGUACGACAAGGAACUGAUACAGAUCAUCCUAAAGAGAAGAUGGAUUCCGGUCAGUAAGAAGGUCAUGACCCCUGAGGAGGAAGAGAUUCUGAAGAAUCCCAGGAGUCGAUCAGCCAAACUUAGGGCUGCUAUAAAAUCUACAGAUGUAUAAGUACUAAGUCUGUGAGAGCUGAUACUAGAAUCUGAACUUGUGUGUACACUUUUAUUUAGGAAUUCUCAGUCUUUAUUUCCAUUAAUUGGUUGAGUUUUUUUCCCAGUCUGUUGUUGGUGACUGUAAAAAUCAUGAUUUUUGUAACCUGCAUAUUAGGAAUCAAGAUUUGAUUGAAUUGGAUUAGUUGUUUUAGAAGGAAAAAGAUAUAUGUAAAUGCAUUGUAUUUUGUUUAAUUUCUUCAAUUUUAGUAAUAAUCUCAUAACAAU
Saccostrea echinata is the source of this 1569-nucleotide messenger RNA. Its product is annotated as probable methyltransferase-like protein 15 homolog. Gene Ontology annotation, biological process: rRNA base methylation. Gene Ontology annotation, molecular function: rRNA (cytosine-N4-)-methyltransferase activity. Bases 8 to 1303 code for a protein of 431 amino acids. The record is from RefSeq and is a predicted model, not a curated record. Lineage: Eukaryota; Metazoa; Mollusca; Bivalvia; Ostreida; Ostreidae. The transcript is spliced from 6 exons.